Molecule: messenger RNA, 4478 nt
Organism: Anopheles nili
Lineage: Eukaryota; Metazoa; Arthropoda; Insecta; Diptera; Culicidae
Gene: fliI
Product: protein flightless-1
Exons: 6
Coding region: 1-3870 (1289 amino acids)
Biological process (GO): myofibril assembly; actin filament severing; actin polymerization or depolymerization
Cellular component (GO): cytoplasm; nucleus; actin cytoskeleton
Molecular function (GO): phosphatidylinositol-4,5-bisphosphate binding; actin filament binding
Source: RefSeq, a predicted model, not a curated record
AUGAGCACUACAGGUGUCUUGCCGUUCGUGCGGGGAAUUGACUUUACGAACAAUGACUUUGCCGAUGAUAGGUUUCCCAAAAACAUUAAGCACAUGUCCGGUGUCCAGUGGCUCAAGCUGGAUCGCACUGGAAUGGACACGAUACCGGAUGAAAUGGGCAAGUUGGUGAAGCUGGAACAUCUCUCGAUGAAAAACAAUCAAUUGGAGAAACUGUUUGGGCAGUUGAGCGAACUAGGAUGCCUUCGUUCGUUAAAUGUACGCCGUAACAAGCUUAAAAGCCAUGCCAUUCCAUCGGACUUGUUCGAGCUCGAAGAGUUGACGACGCUCGAUUUAUCGCACAAUCGUCUUAAAGAGGUACCGGAUGGGUUGGAAAAGGCAAAAGCACUAUUGGUUUUGAAUUUGAGCAAUAAUCAAAUUGAAACCCUUCCACCGGCGCUGUUUAUAAAUCUCACCGAUCUCUUGUUUCUUGAUUUGUCAAACAACAAGCUGGAAACACUACCACCUCAGACACGGCGUCUAUCGAAUCUUCAAACGCUCAUUUUGAACGAUAAUCCUCUGGAGUUAUUUCAGCUUCGACAAUUACCAUCUCUACAGAGUCUGGUUUGUCUGCAAAUGCGGAACACCCAGCGCACGAUUACUAACUUUCCAGCCUCGCUCGAUAGCCUGUCGAACCUGCAGGAACUAGAUCUGUCACAAAAUGCACUCUCGAAGGUUCCCGGCGCCUUAUACAAUUUGGCCAAUCUGAAGCGGCUCAAUUUAAACGAUAACGUACUCGAGGAACUAUCGCCGAUGAUUGAAAAUUUGACCAAGCUGGAAACGUUGAACCUUUCUCGUAAUAAGCUGACCGCACUGCCCGCAGCCAUCUGCAAGCUACAGGAGCUCCGCUGUUUGUACGUAAAUGAUAAUUUGCUAAACUUUGAGGGCAUUCCGUCUAGCAUUGGAAAGCUUAGUGCGUUAGAGGUGUUUUCUGCAUCGAACAAUCAGCUAGAAAUGGUACCGGAAGGCUUGUGCCGUGGGUGUGGUUCGCUAAAAAAGCUGAACCUUAGCUCAAACAACCUGAUUACACUGCCCGAGGCCAUUCACCUAUUGACCGAUAUGGAGCAGCUGGAUCUGCGCAACAAUCCGGACUUGGUUAUGCCACCAAAACCGAUUGAGGCACAGCGAGGCGACGGAUUGGCAUAUUACAACAUAGAUUUUUCGCUUCAAACGCAGCUGCGACUCGCUGGGGCAAACGUCCCCGCCCAGGUUCAGGGCGCCGCUAACAGCGGGAAGGAUCCGAUCGCACGGAAGUUGCGCCUGAGGCGUGGCGCUCGCAAUGAUUCCUCCGACAACCAAGACUCUGCAAAAAUUCUGAAGGGUAUGCAGGAUAUUGCCAAAGAGAAAAACAACGGGCUCGGUUUUGGUGAAGAAAAGGUGGAAAACCUGAAACCCAAACGGUGGGACGAAACGCUUGAGAAGCCGCCGGUUGAUUAUUCGGAAAUUUUCGAGGAUGAAGAUGGACAGUAUCCGGGCCUAACGGUGUGGGAGAUUGAAAAUUUCCUACCAAACAAGAUCGAAGAGGCAGCGCAGGGCAAGUUCUACGAGGGUGAUUGCUACAUAGUGUUGAAAACCUCCCACGACGACAGCGGGCAGCUUUCGUGGGAAAUUUACUUCUGGAUUGGGACGAAAGCGACCCUGGACAAGCGCGCUUGUUCCGCCAUCCAUGCCGUUAAUUUACGCAACUACCUGGGCGCCCGUUGUCGGACGAUCCGAGAGGAGCAGGGUGACGAGUCGGACGAGUUUAUGGCACUGUUUGAUACGGACGUGACGUACAUCGAGGGUGGCCGAACGUCGACCGGAUUCUAUACGAUCGAAAAUGCCGUCUACAUCGUGCGGCUAUACCGAGUGCACGAUGCCGGACCAAACAUUCACCUGGAGCCGGUACCGGUGAGUCACGAAUCGUUCGAUCCCGGUUACGUGUUCCUGCUCGACACCGGGCUUAACAUCUUCGUGUGGUACGGGUUGCGCUCGAAGAACACGCUUAAAUCGAAGGCUCGCUUUACGGCGGAAAAGAUCAACAAGCACGAGCGGAAGAACAAAGCCGAAAUCUACCAAGAGUACCAGCGCCAGGAAAGUUUGGACUUUUGGAGAGCGCUUGGGUUCGCGAACGGCCAAGGACCCCAGGACGAGGAAGCAGAACAUCUCAAUCAAUCGCACGUGGAUCCGGAUUUCGUACCAGUAGCACCUCGCCUCUACCAGAUCCAGCUUGGCAUGGGCUAUCUGGAACUGCCGCAGGUUGAGCUGCCUGGAGGCGGAAUCAACAAAACGCUCACGCACACGAUCCUCGCAAGCAAAAAUGUGUACAUACUCGAUUGCUAUCUGGAUUUGUUUGUUUGGUUUGGCAAAAAAUCUACGCGCCUAGUACGAGCGGCAGCCAUUAAGCUCUCGCAGGAGCUGUUCAAUAUGAUCGACCGCCCGGAAUAUGCACUCAUAACGCGUGUGCAGGAGGGCACCGAGACGCAGGUGUUCAAAUCGAAGUUUACCGGCUGGGAGGAGAUCAUUGCGGUCGAUUUUACGCGCACCGCGCAAUCGGUGGCCCGCACUGGUGCGGAUCUGACGCAAUGGGCCAAGCAGCAACAAACUAAAGCGGACCUAGCUGCACUCUUCAUGCCGCGGCAACCGGCCAUGACACCGAUAGAAGCGGCCCAGUUGGCGGAAGACUGGAACUACGAUCUGGAUGUGAUGGAACCAUUUGUGUUGGAGAACAAAAAGUUCGUCCGUCUGCCGGAGGAGGAGCUGGGAGUAUUUUAUACGGGAGAAUGUUACGUUUUUCUUUGCCGCUACUGCUUGCCCGUGGACGACGACGAAGAUGCCGAUGGUGACGAGGAUGAGGGCGAUUCUUCAGCGCCCAACGGAGCAAUUGAAGGUUCGUCGGCCACGGGCCAGAGCAAGGUGACAACAAAAGCGCUCGGUCCGGUGCCCGUGCCGGCGGAAGAGAUCCAGUGUGUCGUGUACUUUUGGCAGGGCCGAGAAGCGGGCAACAUGGGCUGGUUGACGUUCACAUUUACGCUGCAAAAGAAGUUUAAAUCAAUGUUUGGCGAGGAGCUGGAGGUGGUCCGGAUACACCAGCAACAAGAGAACCUGAAAUUUAUGUCGCACUUUAAGGGCAAGUUCGUUAUCAAAAAUGGCAGACGUAAAGAACGACAGCGCACUCCAGAAGGCAAACUUCCGGUUGAGUUUUAUCAUCUGCGUUCCAACGGUAGCGCCCUUUGCACACGUUUAAUUCAGGUGAAACCUGAUGCAACCGUUCUGAAUUCGGCCUUCUGCUUCAUUUUGUUCGUGCCGUUCGAAACAGACGAUGAUUCUGAGUCUGGCAUCGUGUACGUGUGGAUUGGGUCCAAGACGACUGCAGAAGAGUCGCGCCUUAUUCAGGAAAUUGCUGAGGAAAUGUUUAACAGUCCGUGGGUCAGCUUUCAGAUUUUGCACGAAGGAGAAGAACCAGAAAAUUUCUUCUGGGUUGCACUCGGUGGUCGCAAACCGUACGAUACAGAUGCGGAGUAUAUGAACUUUACACGCUUGUUCCGCUGUUCGAACGAGAAGGGCUACUUUACGGUGGCGGAAAAGUGCUCCGACUUUUGCCAGGACGAUCUGGCGGACGAUGACAUCAUGAUAUUGGACAACGGGGAACAGGUGUUCUUGUGGUUGGGUUCGCGUUGCAGUGAGGUGGAAAUCAAGCUUGCCUACAAAUCGGCACAGGUAUACAUUCAGCAUAUGCGUAUAAAGCAGCCUGAGCGACCACGAAAGCUAUUCCUUACGCUCAAAAACAAGGAGUCGAAGCGAUUUGCAAAAUGUUUCCACGGAUGGAGUGCACACAAGAAGCCGCCGGAGUAGAAAGCGAAACAAAUUCAAAUAAGUGGUCUAGGGCGGGCAUGCGAAAUUUUUCAAAUAUGUAUGUACAGUACCAUUUAACAAAACCAGCCAAACGAAUGCCUCACGAUACAAUGUGAUUUAUGUGGCAAACUCGCGUAAAUGAUAUCAGGAUAAUUUUUUCUAUGAACAUAUUUCAAUUAUACUCUUUUUAUUUAUUAUUGCACAAAACAAAACUGCACAUGGUCGAAGCGUUCAAAACUCUGCAACAUAAUAUUUUUUGUAUAGAUUGAGGACCGUUCGAAAUUUAAUCGUUUCGUUGUUGAUAUUUUUGUAAACUAUGAACUCUAGUGCGCUGUAUUAUUCUGUUUUCAAUAUGUGUGAUUUUUUUACGUAAUUUUCCAUUGCGCGCUUCCAUGGUAGGAUGAAAAAUAGAACAAUGUUGAAAAUGUUUCCGGAGGCAUUGCGGGCUAAAAGCGUUUAAUCAACUCAUAAGACAUUGUAAAUAUGCCACAGACUGAAGAGUGUCGCUUGAUUCCGACUGGCGUACGAUUGGCAAAUAUUUCUAACAAAAAUACGGUUAAAAUCCACAUCAAUUUUCCUUUUUAAUUUGAUUUUUAUUCGUCUUUUUC